AUGGCCGCUCUCAACCGUCUCUCCCAGAGGAUCAAGGAAAACUUCCAGGAGACGACUCGCGAUCUCUCCCUCCUCACCGGGACAGGCUCCUCGACCACCUACUUUGACACCUCGGAUGACAAGCUCAAGGAGAUCACCAAGCUUCUCGAGAGUAGAAGUGAUGCUGAAAGGCUCGAGGGGAUGAAGCGUAUCAUCGCAGGCAUGUCAAAGGGGAGAGACAUGGAGCCCUUCUUUGCCCAAGUCGUCAAAAAUGUCGUGUCGCAAAGCAUCGAGAUCCGCAAGCUCGUAUACAUCUACCUGCUGAGGUUCGCUUCGACAAACUCGGACCUCGUCUUGUUGUCUAUCAAUACCUUCCAGAAAGACCUGUCCGAUCCCUCGCCUCUUAUUAGGUCAAUGUCGCUCCGGGUGUUGACCUCUAUCCGAGUGCCAGUCAUUCAAGGGAUCGUCAUGCUGGGCCUCAAGAAGCUUGUCAAUGACCGCAAUCCUUGGGUGCGCAAGACUGUCGCUGGGGGUCUUUCAAAGGUCUACGAACUCGACAGCUCUACCCUUCCCCAGCUCAUCGCCCUCCUGCAAACACUGCUCUCCUCUUCUUCCCCUCUGACGCUCGGUGCUUCCCUCACGGCGUUCAUGGAGAUCUGCCCCGAAAGACUCGAUCUUCUCCACCCCUACUUCCGGCACAUUUGCAACCUUGUCGUCGAUGCAGAUGAGUGGGGACAAGCAGUCGCUCUCGAAGUGCUCGUCAGGUAUGCUAGAGCUAUGCUCGAGAAGCCCGAUGGUGCUGGUGCCGUCAAGCCUCAGCCCAAGACUGAGAAGGCGAAUGGAGAGAAACAAGAGUAUGACAGCGAAGACGAGUUUGAGGGCCUCGACGUUGAUCUUGCCAUGCUCUUACAUUGUAUCAAACCCCUCUUCAACUCGCGUAACCCUGCCGUCACACUGGCUACCGCCAAAGCAUACUGGCACCUCGCCCCAGCAGGGCACGAGCUCGUGGGGCAGCAGCUGCUUGUGAGGCCUCUACUGAGACUUGCGGGAAGCUCGGGUGGGAAUGUGGGGAGGGAGGAGAUUGCUGUGUUGAGCUGGGAGGUGUUGGCGGAGAUGACUGAAGAACGGUCUUGGCUAUUCAUCCCCUACCAGGCUUCAUUCUUCCUCCAUUCCUCUGAACCUCCCUCCAUCCAAAAAUCCAAACUCCGGGCCCUCAGCGCACUCAUCACCCCCGAAAACGCUGCCGCCUCCAUGCGUGAAUUCAAACACUACCUUAGGUUACCUGAUGACAGCGUCGCGGAAGGUGUCGUGCGCGUUAUAGGAGCAUGCUUCACGAGUCAGUCUGAGGUGGCUAGCAAAGGACUCGGGGCUUUGAUGAAACUUCUCAAAAGUGAUAGAGAAACACUGGUGGCCCAGGCAGUCACAGUCCUCAAAUCAGUGAUCCUCUCUAGCUCCCUCCCCUCCACUUGCCCCUCCCCCCAACACCUCGUAGCCCGCCUAGCCAAAGGGCUCGAGACCAUCCUCAAUCCCAAAGCCCGCGCUAGCGUCUUCUGGCUCGUCGGCCAAUUCGCCGCCCUCGAUCCCUCCCUCGAAUCUGCCAAACAAGGUCUCGGCUGGGAAGGCGUCUCCCUCUGGGUGCCGGAUGUCCUCAGGAAGGGUGUGAAAGGGUUUAAAGAAGAAGGCACAGCUGCCAAAUUGCAGAUCGUCACGUUGAUGACGAAAGUGACGGUGCUCGUUCCGGGAAAUAAGCAGUUGGAGUUGAUGGGGCAGUAUCUGUGGGGGAUGGCGAGGUAUGAUGCGGAUUGGGAUGUGAGGGAUCGGGCGAGGUUUUUGCAUACCCUCCUGAGAGGUGUUCGGGUGGAGAAGCCGGCGAACGAGGAUGGUCCGGCAGAGGAAGAAGAAGAUACAGGCGGUGUCGUCCUCCGCCGCGAACAAGUCAAGUUUGUUGUUCUGAACCAGCAACCCACAACUGGCGAUACCGAGGUAUCUACCCGUAAGGGUGGUGCGCAAGACUUUGACGUCGCUACUACCUCGCGCGUAGCGGGUAAAAAGCUGAAGGGGUAUGAAGAACUGCAAGGGUGGACUGAUGAUCCUACAGAUGGAACGCUGCGUGAUUCUGAACUGGAGAAAACGCAGUCGACUCCGACGCCUACUUCAUUCUCUUCCCAGGCGCAGAAUCAUGGCGUACCCCCAGCACCUCUGCACAUGUCUUCCUCCGGCCAGCUCCCACGGCGGGCAUUGCCUGGCACCGUCACCAGCACACCGGUCCUUGCUUCCCCAGCAUCGGGUCAAGUACCUCAGCCUGCCAAGGCCAAGUUCCAAGAUCUCGACUCGUUCUUGGAUAGUGAGACAGAGUCCGAGUCGGAAUCUGAAGACGAGAGCGCUAGUGAAAGCGGUGAAGAGGUUGUGGCUGGAAGGGAAUUGGGGGUGCAGAGUGGGAGUCUGAUGCAAGAGUAUGAGUAUGAUGAGGAGACGCAGAGUGAGGAUGGGACAGAGGGGACGGAGAGCGAGGAUGACUCUAGCGAGGAUGGAGAGAAUGACAGGUUAUACCGUGGAUGA
Molecule: messenger RNA, 2538 nt
Organism: Cryptococcus wingfieldii CBS 7118
Lineage: Eukaryota; Fungi; Basidiomycota; Tremellomycetes; Tremellales; Cryptococcaceae
Product: AP-3 complex subunit beta
Exons: 4
Coding region: 1-2538 (845 amino acids)
Biological process (GO): vesicle-mediated transport; intracellular protein transport
Cellular component (GO): AP-3 adaptor complex; membrane coat
Source: RefSeq, a predicted model, not a curated record